AAUUCUCACUCUAUAACAAAUGUGAUGAUAAGUGUGUGAAAGUUAGCUACUUAGAUUUCACCAUGAAAUUCUUCAAAGUUCAUCUAAUUUUCAUCAAUGAAAUGUCAAAGCUUCGCGUCAUUCUAGUGUGUCUUUGUCCUGUAAGUCUCUGUCAGCAUAAAUCUGGCAGAACUGGAGGAGAGAGGAGAUGAAGAUGUUCACCAGUCAUUUAAGUUGAUGGAUAUGUGCAUUAGUUUUUCAAGUUUGUCAAGUAAGAUUAUAUCAGCCCUGCUGAAAGACAUGUCCAAUCUGAAUUUGUCAUUCAAAUACAGUAACUAUCCUUCCUGUUCCAAGCUUAUUUGUAUUUUAUUUCCCUGUAUUUGUCUGCCACAGUGGAUGCCGGUGUAAACCUAUUUCCAAAGUAAAUUCUUUUAUCACAAACUUAGAUCGUACAUGACAUUGAAAUACAUCAUCAAUCGUAUGUAAAUGAAAUGUUUUCAGAGGGAGGGCAGUGACCAAUCUCAUAGGUGUGGCCAAGGUAUAAAAGGCUGGUAUUCAAACCCCAGGUAGUUGUCUGUGUGGUCUGUCCUGAUCAGUUGUAUUAAACUCUGGGAUAGAAUAUUAUUCAUCAGACUAUCCUGAAAUACUGUAUCUUUACCGCACUUGUCUGAUCUACUUGAGUGAGAGGCAGAUUUGCCAUCUGACAUCUUUGUGGACUUGAAGAUUUAUCCAGAGGUGAGUUUUCAGGUUUGUACUUAAUGAUUAAAUAAUUUCAUUUUCAGCCUAUAUAAAGCCUGUAAAGUCUUAAAAAAAAAAAAAGUUAAAAAAAAAAAAAUCUAUUAACUGUGUAUUCCUAAGACAUUGUAAAUACUAUAUAAAGCAACAAUGCAACAAUAAUACAGUGCAACAACAAUGAACUGAAUGUCUUUCAUCUCUCCUGUGUUCCUUCUUUGUUUUGUAUUUUCUCAUUUUAUCUAGUGAUUAUAAUGGCAGAAAGUGAAAGUGGCAACGGAGCACCAGGAAAGGUGUUUAAUGAUCCCAUCCAUGGUCAUGUGGAGUUAAACCCACUUCUUGUCAAAAUCAUUGACACACCUCAGUUCCAGAGACUACGAAACAUCAAGCAGCUUGGAGGGGGCUAUUUUGUUUACCCUGGAGCAUGCCACAACCGCUUUGAACACUCCAUCGGGGUGGCACACUUAGCAGGAGAACUUGCAAAAGCUCUGCAGUCAAGGCAGCCAGGACUCAACAUAACUGAUAGAGACAUCCUUUGUGUCCAGAUUGCAGGUCUUUGUCAUGACCUGGGACACGGGCCCUUUUCUCACCUCUUUGAUGGGAUGUUCAUUCCUGAAGCAUGCAAAGGCCAAAAAAAAUGGAAGCAUGAGGAUGCUUCUAUAGAAAUGUUUGAUCACCUGGUGGAAUCUAAUAAUCUGAGAGAAGUAAUGAGGAUGAAGCCUUACAGCCUGGACGAAAAUGAUGAAAUCUUCAUCAAGGAGAUGAUUAACGGUCCUCAAAAGGAUCCUGAAGCAGCUCAGGCUGAGUGGCCGUACAAAGGACGUGAAGAGACCAAGUCCUUCCUGUAUGAGAUUGUGUCCAACAAGAGAAACGGCAUUGAUGUGGACAAGUUUGAUUACUUUGCCAGGGACUGCCACCACCUGGGCAUCCAGAACAACUUUGACCACUGGCGUUUCAUAAAGUUUGCCAGGGUUUGUGAUGUGGAGGGGGAGAAGCAAAUCUGCUCCAGAGACAAGGAGGUGGGAAAUCUGUACAACAUGUUCCAUACAAGGAACUACUUACAUAGAAGAGCCUACCAGCACAGAGUAACCAAGAGUGUAGAGAUCAUGAUUAAAGAUGCCUUUAUGAAAGCAAAUGAUCACAUCAAGAUUCAAGGUUCAAAAAACAGAAAGUUCAAGGGAAAGGAAAGGAAAGGAAAGUUCAAACUUUCUACAGCCAAAAACAACAUGGUGGCCUACAGCAAGCUGACAGAUCACUUGUUCGAAUACAUACUCUACUCUGAAUCUAAAAAAGAAUCUGAAGAAGAAUCUGAAGAAGAAAUGCAACAUGAAUCGCUAGAAACAUCCGAAGAUGAAUCGCAAGAAGAAUCUGAAGAAUCCAAAAAUCUGAAGGGGGCAAGAGAGAUUCUUCAGAGGAUCGUCUCUCGGGAUCUUUACAAGCUUGUUGGUGAAGCCAUGGAAAUGGACCACCCAGGAAGCCAAAGAAACCCAGAUGCUAAAGACACUUGGAAAAAGGAACUGACUGAAGCCCUCAAGGCUAAAUUUUCACCUGAUGACUUUGAAGUUGUUGUCGUCACUUUUGACUAUGGGAUGAAAGACAAGGACCCUCUUGCUGAGACAUAUUUCUAUGGAAAGGAGGAUCCUGACAAACCACACACAAUCGAACCAGAUGAAGUGCGCAGCUUUCUUCCAGCACGCUUUUUUGAGAACAUCAUUCGGGUUUACUGGAAGAACACUGAUAAGACAAAACUCAACACUGCCACAGGAUUGUUUAGUGGAUGGUGUGAGGAGAACAGAUUUAAAGUACUGAGGGAACUGGCACCGUGAAGCUGAAGAUGAAGAUCAAAAUCAAAAUGAAAAGUGACAAAGGAAGAAACACUCUGACACUGGUACAGUGAGAGUGAAUAUGAUGAAAAACAUUAAUUAGGACAGAAAACCUUCAUCUUCAAAAACUCUAAUGUAAUUGACACUAUUUUAACAACUUAAAGAAAUUAGAAGAGUAUAUACACAUGAAUUAUUGCUUAUUCAGGCCUGUAUGCUGCUUUUAUUUUUUUUAGCUUUUAUUCUUUUUUAGACUUGCUUCCUUUUGCAUAUGGCACAUAUACAAUACAUAAACGAAUCACUGUGUAUUAUGUUGUUGACCAUCAGAUGUAGUUUAUUAAAAUGUCAUGUUUGUGAUAUUCAGGUAUCAGUCACAGACUUGUUUCUAUGUUCUCAGGAACUGUGAGGCUUUUAAAAGAGGUGAAUCAAAUGUGUGACGGAGUCAUUUAAUGUGAAUAUUUAGUUUGUGUUUGGGGUCUAAUUAGUGGUUUUUGGUUUUAAUAUUAAUUAUAAUAUCCAGUGUGUAAUUCUAUGACAUAUUUUGAUUUUGGAUGGGUUUUCAUCACAUUCUUGUUUCAUACAUAGCCAUUGUUCAUUUAUACUGGCUUCUUAAUAUGAAAUAAGAUAUAAAUAAGAAAUAAGAUCAUAAUCAUUUAAACUCAAACCAUUAUAUGUUACUAUCAUUUCUUCACUGUAUUAAAUCCUAAUAGCUCAGCUCACAUAUAUGUGAUUAAGGCAUAGUUUGUGUAUUGUUGUGUUUGAUUCACUGUGUGCAAAUUCAUUGUAACUCAAUAGUGUAAUGUGUGUCUAACUGGGAAAGCUAAAAGGUUAACAGAGCCUUUGAAUUGUACUCAGUUCAGGUGAUCAGUGGUGUCUGAUUGAUAGAAUAAAGCU
This is a messenger RNA of Mugil cephalus (flathead mullet), 3425 nucleotides long. Its product is annotated as deoxynucleoside triphosphate triphosphohydrolase SAMHD1-like. Gene Ontology annotation, molecular function: dGTPase activity. The transcript is spliced from 15 exons. Gene Ontology annotation, cellular component: nucleus. NCBI's taxonomy places the organism in Eukaryota, Metazoa, Chordata, Actinopteri, Mugiliformes, Mugilidae. The record is from RefSeq and is a predicted model, not a curated record. Bases 966 to 2537 code for a protein of 523 amino acids. Gene Ontology annotation, biological process: dGTP catabolic process; defense response to virus; regulation of innate immune response.